GGCAAGACACAGACUCCUUUCGCAAUUCUAUACCAAAUUCCAGCAUCACAUUGCCGACACACCUUCCUACCUGGGCUAGCAAGCUGCGCUUAAACAUAGGCUAUCUGAAGAGACCGACAGGAGCGCAAACUCGUUGAGCGCAGCUCAGCUGAGCAAUUAGCCUAUUCACUUGGUCAAGAUGGCGGAAGGGUUUACAGUAAAGGACACAAAUAAUAAUGUAUCUGAUGACCAUUCUCACAGAAGUAAAGUGGAUAAAUGCAGACCUAUUUCUCCUGAUAAACAUUUUCUGUCGGUUCCUUUCAGAGGUUGUGUCAGAGGUGGAAUGAGGCCAGGGAAGAAAAUCAUUGUAAUGGGAAUUGUGGAUCCUCACCCCAACAAGUUUGUCAUCAGUUUAACAUGCGGCUGUGGCACAGCAGAGGACAUGGCCGCUAACGUGGCACUGGAGCUCUGCGCCAGGUUCAAGGACCACCAGUUUCUGCGCCAGGCCCGCAUCUCAGGCACCUGGGGAGACACUGAGAGGCUCAUCCCCUACUUCCCUUUCAUUGGGGAUCAGCCAUUCCGGAUCGAGAUCCAUUGUGAACAGCUGCGAUUCCGUAUAUUCGUGGAUGGACACCAGCUCUUUGACUUUUACCACAGAGUGCCAAAACUCCCUGAAAUCGACACAUUAUGGAUCAAGGGGAGUGUUAGAAUUACCAAACUGGGUUGAAACAGAAAAAGAAAUUCAGCAUUGAAUGGACCUCACUAGAGUGAAGAUCCUGCAAGCAAUGUUUUCCUAUGCAUCUUGAGAUAAAACAAAACGAAAAAAUACACAAACUUCAACAACAAAUAGCCUUUCCAACAGCAUUGAAUCAUGCUGCUAAUUAUGUGUGAUUUUGUUUAUUCAGAAUGGCCUUGAGUUCACAAGGCUUGGACAGAAAGUACAUACAAAAAAUGUCCGACCAGAUCAUCCAUUUUUAAAUACUGGUGCUCUUGUCUGUAAUUGUGUCUGUGUUAUGCCUUAAUGCAAUUACUGGUCAAAUGAGACUUAAUCAAUGUAUGUAUUUUCAUGAAUAAGUAAGCAACUGUGAUAACAUGUUGAUGACUAACAAUGGACAGUCAGAAAUUAGCGGUAGGUAAACAGUUGAAUUAGUGGUAAACACCAACAAAAUAUAGUGUGACUUUGAUAUGAUAUAUCACUGGGUGUUUUUCCUCAAUGUUUAUUUAUUAGAUAAAUAAGUGACGGUUAUGGGGCUUGUCCCAUCAAUCUCUUGGUCUUAUUUUAAUUGUAUUAAA
Molecule: messenger RNA, 1272 nt
Organism: Osmerus eperlanus (European smelt)
Lineage: Eukaryota; Metazoa; Chordata; Actinopteri; Osmeriformes; Osmeridae
Product: galectin-related protein B-like
Exons: 5
Coding region: 179-706 (175 amino acids)
Molecular function (GO): carbohydrate binding
Source: RefSeq, a predicted model, not a curated record